AUGGGCAUGCCAUUUGAAGGAUGGGGUGAACAAGAAAAGUCCCGUACAGAUCAUGCGCGCAAGGCAAUCCUACAGUGUCCACGAGGGCCUUUAGGCUGUGAAUCUCGUCAGCUUCAGCGAGUCAACCUAGCUUUAGCACGCGAGGACAAACGAUUACCUGAGGAACAAAUUUCUUUUACUGCUAACAAAAUGCUCAAGUACGUCUACCAAAUUAAAGAGAAGCUCGGAUGCAAAAGUUUUCGAGGAAAAGGGAACAUAGGCUCCACUUAG
Molecule: messenger RNA, 270 nt
Organism: Dovyalis caffra
Lineage: Eukaryota; Viridiplantae; Streptophyta; Magnoliopsida; Malpighiales; Salicaceae
Source: the annotation of a GenBank genome assembly